UUUGAAAACAAUAAAUGUCGGAAGUGCACAAAAUAAAUAUUUUAAAACAUGCCUCUUUCAAGCUCAAGAAAAAGGCCACAUGAACCUGAUGUGGAAUCAGAAGAGUCCUCAAAAAGCAAUGUUAAAGUUGUUGUUCGCAUAAGACCACAAAAUGUGAAGGAGGUUGAAGGCAACUACAGGGAAGUUGUGCAGGCUGUGGAUGAAAAUAUUUUGAUAUUUGAUCCAAAAGAGAAUUCAUCAAAUGAAUAUGGUGGCACCAGUAGAAAACACAGGGAUAUUCGUAAGAGAGCAAAUCGUGACUUGAAGUUUGCAUUUGACCAUGUGUUUGGCCCGAGUGCUAACAAUAUUGAUAUUUUUAAUGAAACCACACAAGGAGUGCUAAAUGGAUUGUUGGAUGGCUAUAACUGCUCAGUUUUUGCAUAUGGAGCAACAGGGGCUGGUAAGACCCACACAAUGUUGGGUAGUCAAGAUAACCCGGGCGUCAUGUACCAUACCAUGAUGAACUUGUACAACCGCAUUGAUCAAAUGAAGGACACCAAAACAUGUGAUGUUGCCGUCUCAUAUCUCGAGGUGUACAAUGAGACCAUACGGGACUUGCUGAUGCCAGGAAGUGUACUGCCUGUCAGGGAAGAUCCCGGCAAAGGCGUCAUCAUUCCUGGUCUCUCUCUUCAUAAGCCUAAGACUGCAGAGGAACUAUUGUACAUGCUGCAGUUUGGAAACCAGCACCGAACUCAACACCCGACAGAUGCCAAUGCAGAGUCUUCACGUUCUCACGCUGUCCUUCAGGUUUUUGUGAGACAAAAGGACCGGACAGCAAACAUUUCUACAGAGGUUCGGGUGGCCAAACUCUGCUUGGUAGACCUGGCAGGAUCUGAGAGGGCGACAGUAACCAAAAACAAGGGCUCACGGUUUCGAGAGGGGGCCAACAUCAACAGGUCUCUUCUCGCUCUGGGGAAUGUGAUUAAUGCCUUGGCUGAAAAUAAGAGCAAGGGUUUUGUGCCAUACAGAGACAGCAAGCUGACGCGACUGUUGAAGGAUUCUCUGGGUGGGAACUGCCAGACUGUCAUGAUUGCUGCUGUCAGCCCCUCUUCCAUGUCGUAUGAAGACACAUACAACACCUUGAGAUAUGCUGAUAGAGCAAAACACAUCAAGGCCACACUGAAGAAAAAUGUGCUAAAUGUUGACUUCCACAUGGCUCAGUAUGGGAAGAUUGUACAAGAGCUUAGAAAAGAGAUCAAGGAGCUGAAGGGCAAGCUGCAGGCGUACGAGGAUGGGAAGAUGAUAUCCUCACGCCAACCUGCUGCUAGUGUAGUGCAGGUUGCCAACUGGGCAAGGUACCAGGGAGAGCUGCUGCGUUUAUAUGUAGGCCAUCAAACCAGGGUCAGUGAGCAGCUACAGGGGGAGGUGACCCUGCGCAAUCUACAGUGGAAAAUGUACCGCAAGGCACGCUCUCUUUCCAGGAUCAAAGUACUGGAUGACCCAGGCAGUGCAGAGAAUGCCAAAACUGUGGAUGGUUUCUUGAACGAGCUUCGCCAAAAAACGUCCUGUAUGGAGAUUUCAUCCGAGUCCUCCAGGAACAAGGUUAAGGAAAGCUGCAAGCACCUUACAGACACAUUACAGAAGAUGAAGUCACAUGCUGCUGGCGAGAAUAACAAGAAAACUCCUGAGGUGUUACAACUGCAAGUGCAGGUGCAUCAUCUGCAGUCAGAAUUGGAGAGCUCCAAUGUACAGAUGGAGUACUCACGCCAGGUGGUUCGCUGUCAGGAGAGGGAACUGGCACACAAUGAGAGGUUACUACACCUUUCUCUGAAGCUACUACGACAACAGCACUACAUCAUCAAAGGUCAUGGCAUGUUGACCUCUGACCUAGCGGGUUCAUACAGUGAAGUCCUGGCGAGGGUCGGGGGUCAAGAGGUCACAUGGGGGGACAGUGAGAUAGGGGUGACAUACACCAGGGGGUACACACUGGCCGACAUGCUCAGACUGCCUACCACUGCACUCAAAUUUGAGGAUCCUAACACAGAUGUGAGUGAAGUAGAGUGCCCGGCUGUUGCAGGAAGCAAGAGGGUGUUCCAGUUCACUGCCCCACUGCAGUCAGCUGGGCCUUCAUUACCAUACCAAGUUGAUGAGUGUUCACCACCUAAAGCAAAGCGGAUGAUGUUAGCUCCUUCCCGUUCCCAGCAGCCAGCAGGCAGGGUUAACCAUAGAGGGCAGAGAGAGGUCAUUAUCCCUAAUACACAGGGGCCAAGGUUCAAACACAGGUCACAAAGUGAGAGUUCUGGUCGCAGAAGGAGGUCAUUUUCUCAACCUGAGUCACAGAUGGAUAAGAAGAGCUUCAAUUCAAGUGGAAAUAAUGGAAAAUGCAGAGACCAUAGAGUUACUGAUAAUCGCUCCAGAAGUUUUAACAAUAGCUCAAAGCAUAAAAACUUCACUAAGAGUGAUAGUCAGAAACCCGUGUCAGGUGAGAGUGUGAGAACAACAGUUGACCAUGUCAAUGCAAAUGAGGAUGCAAGUCCUGAAAGGGAUCUCUCUCAUUCAAAGUUUUCACAUAUUAAUGACACCAUAACAAAGUGUAAAAAGUUUUCACACAUACAUCAUGUGAAUCCUAACGAUAUUCAAGAAACCAUUUCUGAAGAAGAGUCAGAAAAACUUGAUGAUACAUUCACAAUAGAUCCAAAUGAAAAUUGCAUCCCUUCUUCAAUUUUACCACAUGUGGAUGACAUUGACAUUUCUUCUGUCUCAAAAUCUGUGAUCAAAGAAAAUGAGAAUAGUGCCUUGUGUUCAUAUGCUAAUAAAAAUUCUCCUGUAAAGUCCAUGACCAAAACACAUAGUUACACAAGCAAUCUGUGUGAAGCUGGUGGUCUAAAUUCUACAUUUUCUUGUGACAGUGACUCUAGACAAGUUGAACCAGCUCUUAACUACAGUAACUGUGUUGAAGAAUCACAGACUGGUUUACCAGUUAGUCUUGGAGAGAAUGAGUCUGGAACCAGCACUAUUGUGGACCAGUCUGCUAAUAGUGUGGCCAGUCUAGCUUCUGUUUCCACGCUUAUUGAUGGACCUCAGAACCUUUCACAAAAUCUCUCUGGUACUGAGGAAACUAGUCAGUGUGGAGAACGACAGGGCAGAGACAAUGUAAUUGAACUUAAUAGCACUAUCCUUUGUGGAGAUGCAAGACCGGAGACAGUCUCGAAAUCUUUAAAACAUAAAACAGUUACAAAAUCAAAAUCAACAGAAACCGGUGUUAAAUCAUACACUGUCACUAAAAGUUCACAAGUUGGGUCAGAAAAGCCUGUUGUCAGUAAAGCCAUGAGGUCUAUACAGUUUGAUGACAGCGAAAAAAGUCCUCAUCAAGGCAAGAGCUAUGCUGAGAUAGUGAGGACCCCAACCCCAGACAGACCACCACUGAGACAAGUAGGCAACAGUAACACUCCACUCUCAACAUCACGCACUGACUCAAGGUCAUCCUGUGAGAGUCCAUUUGGUAAGCGACGUUCUGGAGACAAGUUAACGCCAUCCCAGCUGUUUGACAAGGAAAACUGUGAUAGCCUGAGUCGCUAUGGGAUCCCCUCCCUUGUAGCAAGUAGCCUGCUUACUAGUGGAAAGACGAAUGAGCAACAUUCUGGCGGAGCUCCCAGCUACAUGCAGGCCACCAAGUCCCACAUUAACAAGAAAAAACUCAACUCAUCAAAGAAUACCUCCUUGAACUCCAGUGAUGAAAUCAGUACUGGGCCUCCAAGAACAACCAGCAACCUGGCAAAAUCAACCUUCAUCACCAAACAUGCAAGACCAUUGUCAACCCACAUGCGGAGCAAGUCCACAACAAAUGUGUCAUCACGGGCAGCCUGGCAGAUAUGACCACCCACCUGUAGGUGGUUCCUUCACACCUUAUUCAACGUUCUAAUACAGUUUCUCCGGGCAAACCACAUCUGAGAGUGAUUGUAAAGUCCUGACUGAAAGUGUAUAAAACAAUAGCUAAUAGUCCUGUGGCAUUAAAGUGGAAAUGGGAGUCCUAUGAUAUUAAUGUGAAAAUGGAAGUCAUUUUCAUACAUGACAUGAUGUAAUAGGACAAUAAAAGAAGCAGUUAUACUAAAGUCUGUGUGCGCAUGCGUGAGAGCGUGCGUGAGUUGCUAUAUACAAAAAAAAAGAAGUGUGAAAAAUAAGAUUUUCUGGCUGGUAGAUGCUGGUAGUUUUUUCGAUGUCUGAGUGUAGAUGUAUGUGCUUCGCUUUGAGUAGAGUACAUGAUUUUAUGCAUGUAAAUAUUGGUACUUUUGUACUGCGUUUUUUGUCAUUGUUUAUGAAGUGCAAUAUUAGUUAAUGUAAUCACUUAUUAUGGUUUUCAAAGCUUAUGGUUGUGUCCAUAGAACCGAGCAGCCUUAGACCUGCAUGUCCAUGACUAGGCUUUUAGCUAAAGGUGCUGCAUCCUGUCUUUUUUUGUAUUACCCUCCUGUCCUCAUGGAGAUUGAAAUGCUUCAAACUGUCAAAUAUUUUUUUUGUUUUGAUUAAAAGUUAUGACAUGGUUAUAAAUACUCCCAAACUUUGGCAUUUGAAACCUAAUAUCACUUCAAUAAACAACUGUUAAAAUAACUGUUGGACAUUAGGUAUUGAUGUUAGCAUAGCCUGAACAAUAAUCUUCUUAUUUAUUGUUUUUUGUAGAUAAAGUUUUUUAAAUGUCCUUAUGGUAGGUUUUGCUUGUGACUCAAAACUUUAUUUUAAUGUAAUCUCAGAUUUUUAAUUUUAAUUAUUUAAAGUUAAAAGAAAUGUGUUACAAUAACUAUUAUGUGAAUAAUUCCUAUAUAAUGUUGAUGCAGAGAAAUAAAUUGAGGAAAAAAUG
Messenger RNA from Mya arenaria, 4831 nucleotides. RefSeq lists its product as uncharacterized. NCBI's taxonomy places the organism in Eukaryota, Metazoa, Mollusca, Bivalvia, Myida, Myidae. Gene Ontology annotation, biological process: mitotic spindle organization; microtubule-based movement. Gene Ontology annotation, molecular function: microtubule binding; ATP binding; microtubule motor activity. Bases 49 to 3855 code for a protein of 1268 amino acids. The transcript has 21 exons. The record is from RefSeq and is a predicted model, not a curated record.